GGUUCACCUUGACGGGAACACCGGGACGGCGGCAGGUGAGCGGCACCUGCCCGGGACCGCCGGCCGGGACCCCCCGGGACACCCCCGGGACCCCCGUGGAGGGGGGUGGGAGCAGCAGGAUGGCCGACAGCCACGGCUGGUGGAAGCUGACGUUCCUGAGGAAGCGCCAGGCAGCGCCCACCGUGCUCUACGAGACCCCCGACGGCCCCGCGGCCCCCGGCGGGGACCCCCAGGAGGGCACCGGCCCCGAGGGACCCCCCGGCUUCGCCGCCCGCCUGGAGAAGAUCGUGGACAAGAGCACCAAGGGGAAGCACGUCAAGGUCUCCCACUCGGGGCGCUUCAAGGAGAAGAAGAAAGUGAGGGCCACGCUGGCGGAGCACCCGAACCUCUGCGGGGCUGCCGAGAAGGAGGAGAAGUGACCCGGCGGGGAUGGCACCCGCCCGCCGCCCCGGGAAUGCCGAUCCCGGCAGGAGGCAGGACUCGGGAUGGGGUUUGUCCCAGGGAUGGAUAAUCACGGACCGUGGAUGGCUGAGCCCGACCCUCCCAGGCUGACUGGCUCGUCCUGGGAUGAGGACACUCCUCCAAAGCCCCCCCAGCUCUGCCCCCAGCGCAUUCCCAAUCCCGAGCCCCCCCUCGUCCCCCAGUCCCCGGGGGCUGCGUGGCAGAGCCACCCGCGCCGUGACCUGGCCAAGUCACCCCCAAAACGCGGGAUGUGACACUUCCCUGCCUCCACGGCGGGCUCCGGGGGGAGCCGCGUUCCUCAGGGAAUCGCUCCCUGCUGCUGGAAGGGGGGAGCCGACCCCGGGGGGCUCCCGGGGGUUGCUGGGGGCGUUGGGAGCUCCGGUACCUGCUGCUAAUUAAGUGCUGUUAAUAAACCAGGGAGAGCUCAGCACAUCCCCGGGCCCGGCCUGGCAGGGUGGGAGGGCUCGGGAUCCCUGCAGGACCCCCGUGGGAGCGGAGCCAUCCCGGGGAAUCCCUGACCCCGUGGAGCAGGGACACGGGGGGGUGCCCGGGGUGCCCUCCCUGCCCCGCAGGGCGCGGCUGUGCCCGAACUCCGCAGGCUCCAAGCUCUGACAAAAGCCCGGAGGGUGCCAAGUUCCCGAUUCCCGGCACGGGGGCAGUGCCAGGGCCACCCCCUCGGCAGUGUUUGCUCUCCACCUGCUCUUUGUCCCGGGAAGGGAGGGACGAGGCAGAGGAGGGAGGAGCCCGUGGGAUCGUUAACGCCCAUCCCGAGGGGAGCCUGGGCUCGGGUCCUGCUCCUCCUGCCGGGAAUUUGGAGGUCUCCAGAACCUUUGAAGGGGUUUUUUUGGGGGGGAGUGGAGGGUUUGAGGUCCUUCAGGUUUGGGGUUUUGGGGCUCCUUAGGGUGGUUUGAAGAUCUCCAGAUGAUUUUUAAGGGUGAUCUGAGAUUCUCCAGGGACUAUUCUGAGGGGUUUGGGGGCUAUUUAGGGGUGGUUUGAUGUUCUCCAGCUCCAUUUUGGGCUGGGUUUAGUGGUUUUUACCCCAUUUUGGGGUCCCUGACCCCUCUUUUCCCAGUGAUACCCACAUGGGGGAGCGACACCUCUUGGCACGAUCCAGAGGCUGGGAUGGCAAACACGGAGCAGGGAAGGUUAUCAGGGACUGGUUUCCCUGGGAUGUGACCUAGGGCCGGCAUUCCCGGCUGUUCCAGGAGAGCCCGGCCCCGUGUGGGUAAAAAUUAACCCAAAACCUCCGGGACAUCCGGCUGUCAUUUUUCCAAGCUCAGCUGGAGGAGGGGACAGGGCGAGGGUUGUGGAGGAUGAGGGGGGGUUCCCACAGUGCUGGGAC
Molecule: messenger RNA, 1804 nt
Organism: Myiozetetes cayanensis
Lineage: Eukaryota; Metazoa; Chordata; Aves; Passeriformes; Tyrannidae
Gene: PRR15L
Product: proline rich 15 like
Exons: 2
Coding region: 120-419 (99 amino acids)
Source: RefSeq, a predicted model, not a curated record